AUGAUGCUUAUCAUGUGGCUUGUGCUGUGCAUCAUAUCAGCUGUUGGGAAUUUGCUAUCGGUGAUAACAACCGGAAUUUGGCUCGAUCAUCUCAGCAAGAUGAAAAGCCGCACUGGGAUUGUUAACGGGCUCAGCGGAGUGAUGCUUUUAUGCUCAGUUGCUGUUGGUGUGUGUUUCAUUCUGAGCGCUGUAAUGAUAUGCCAUUUUUGGAAUUUCAAUUCGCCGAAGUAUCAAGCAGUUGGGAAAAUUUCGAAACGUUCACGCUCACUACGGCGCAGAACUUCCCGUGCUGGAAGCGGCACAGAACGAAAAUCACGUCCAGAGAAGCUUGCAAGGGGCUAUCAUAUUGUAUGA
Molecule: messenger RNA, 354 nt
Organism: Gongylonema pulchrum
Lineage: Eukaryota; Metazoa; Nematoda; Chromadorea; Rhabditida; Gongylonematidae
Source: the annotation of a GenBank genome assembly